This is a messenger RNA of Rhododendron vialii, 1651 nucleotides long. RefSeq lists its product as uncharacterized. Gene Ontology annotation, biological process: regulation of DNA-templated transcription. Bases 223 to 1191 code for a protein of 322 amino acids. The transcript is spliced from 5 exons. The record is from RefSeq and is a predicted model, not a curated record. Gene Ontology annotation, molecular function: DNA-binding transcription factor activity. Lineage: Eukaryota; Viridiplantae; Streptophyta; Magnoliopsida; Ericales; Ericaceae.
AGAAAUUUUCGACGUGAAAUGUGCUCCGCCCUUUGCUCCCCUUUUUCCUCUCUCUCUCUCUCUCUCUCUCUCUCUCUCUCUCUCAAAGUUGCAUGCAUGAACGAGCUGGCCUCUCUUCCUAAGGAGAUUGACGUGAAGACAAUGUGGCUUCACCGCCGGUAAUACGUGGGAUGUUCUUCCGUCGCUCCCAGUCGCCGGUGGUGCUGGUGCUUCAAUAACAUUAUGGGAAGUUCAAACAUAUCACCAAGCCUCAAAACUUCCCCAUACACAAACAGGCAGGCCCAACUCCCUUCUAUAAGUUCCCUUACACAUGGUUCUCCAUGGGAUGGCCAUUCAACUCUCGUAGGAUCAAAAUCCAUUGAACAGCCCACAGAAUUACUGAGUCACCAUCUCCGUUGUUCUUCUGAGAGUUGUCUCGUAGAGCAACCGUAUUGGCUUGACGAUCUCCUUAAUGAGCCAGAGACACUGGUACAAAAAGGUCACAGACGUUCAGUGAGCGACUCUUCUACAUACUUAUGUCUGGAAGCUAAUCCGGAUGACAUCAAUGAGGAAACCAACUUCACAAUUGCUAUUGCUGGUCCUGCUUCUUGGGGGUGUCAGGCUUUGAUUCAUCAGAUGGAUCCGUUGCAUGCUUCGUUCGAGAAAAGGCCAAGCUCUUCCGACAAAGAAUGGAAUAUAGUUAGUGAACCUCUUCCAAUGGUUUCAGAAGGGUUGAUGUCUACUGCAGCUAGAAAGCCUGACCAAGUGGAUUCUGUUUCUCGAAACCAAUCAGGCUUACAAUUGAAGCCUUUCCUGUCCAAGUCAGAAGCAAAACGUGCCAAACAGCAAUCAGCUCAUCGUUCACGGGUCAAGAAGCUGCAAUACAUCGCUGAACUGGAAAGGACUGUAGAAGCUUUGCAGGCUGAAGGAUGUGCAGUUUCGGCUGAGCUUGAAUUCUUGGACCAGCAUAAUCUUAUAUUAGGCAUGGAGAACAGAACCCUGAGACAGCGAUUAGACAAUUUAUCCCAGGAGCAAGCGAUAAAACAGAUGGAGCAGGAAAUGUUACAGAGAGAAAUCGCAAGGCUUCAAACACUGUACCAUCUCCAGCUGCUGCAGCAUCAACAGCAGCACGAGCAAGAGCAUUCCAGACCUCGCCGAAACAGAAGUCAGGACCUUGACACCGAAUUCGCUAACCUCUCCAUCAACAAAUAGGAAGCCGGUUCGGGAGGGGUUCGGUCAGUAGUUCAAAUCCAUGUUUGAUAAAAUCUCAAAUAUCCGUAUUAAGGGUAAUCUUUUCUUCAUCAUUUCCUUGAUGGUCUGAUAAUCAAACUGGGCCUUGACUGUGGUAAGAGCAGUCUGCCCCUGCCUCCUCUAUUCGCCUAAUAGUAUGUUUUUUGAACAGCAAAAGAGAAAAAAUUUAAUCUCAGAGAAGACUAAAGGGACCCGGGGGCAUCACAACAAGGAGCGAACAUACUGGCCUUAUAGUAUGCCUACUACCUUUCGGUAAUCAUUGUUAAAAAUAAAUGAAUAAAUGAAUUAAUUUGUUCACCAGGUUACCAAGUGGUGGUUGCUUAAUUUGUAUAUAUGUCUGUCUAUAUAACUGCCUUGUGCAGCAUUUUACUUUGUAAGCAUGGCUUGUGUAAUGACAGAACACAGUCAUAUGUUUCUAUAA